AUAAAAAAUCUCAAACAGAUACUAACUCUGAUAUUAAUUCUAUGUCUAUUUUUAGAAUCUAUGAAGAGGUAUCUGACGUUGGUGAGUCGCGCUUAUCAGUAGAGUUUGAUGAAAGCCAAAUAAAAGGCCGAGAAAAUAGUGAAAAUUUAGAAUACUUCACUAGCGCGAUUACGGAAUUACUUUUACAAUUAGAAAAUCAAAAAGAGGAAAUAUUCGCUUAA
This is a messenger RNA of Racocetra fulgida, 221 nucleotides long. The record is from the annotation of a GenBank genome assembly. Lineage: Eukaryota; Fungi; Glomeromycota; Glomeromycetes; Diversisporales; Gigasporaceae.